AUGGGCCGUGUCGAAGCCAAGGGCAUAGAACCUCUCCCUGCUCAAGAACGCAAGUCGACGCGAUUUUGGAAUAUAUUUACUAUAUGGUGUUCUAUGAAUAUGAAUAUUCUUGGAGUUCUAUUUGGUCUGCUUGGCCCCAGUACAUAUGGCCUUGGACUUCGAGACUCAUCACUCGUAAUCCUCUUCUUCUCCUUUCUCUCCAGCGUGGCACCGGCUUACCUGGCUACGUUUGGUCCAAAGACUGGUAUGAGGCAGAUGAUUCAAGCGAGAUUUAGCUUUGGACGCUACCUCGUCUCUGUCCCCGUCCUGCUCAACCUGGCUACACUGACUGGCUUCAUGGUCAUAAUCUGCAUCGUGGGAGGGCAGUGUCUAUCCGCUGUAUCAGACGGCAACCUAACGCCCGACGCCGGAAUCGUCAUCAUCGCCCUGCUGGCCCUCCUCAUCUCCUUCUGCGGCUUUGAUAUCCUACACUACUACGAGACGUACGCCUUCUUCCCUGCCGUCGUGGCCAUUGCUAUUGCCGCAGGCUGUGGUGGAGACGAUCUUGCCAAGCAGGCCGCUCCCGCGCAGGCGGCCACUCCCGGGGCCAUCAUGAGCUACGGCAUGAUUGUCGCUAGCUACAUGAUUCCUUUUGCGGCCAUAUCCAGCGAUCUGACGACGUAUUUCGAUCCCAAAGUUCCGUCAUGGCGCGUCUUCAUAUACACCUUUUCAGGCCUGGUUAUACCCACGGUCCCCCUCAUGACACUCGGUGCAGCCAUAGCGGGUGCGCUACCCAACGUGCCGUCGUGGCAGGCCGCAUACGACAAGACGCUGGUGGGCGGCGUGCUGGCAGCCAUGGUGUCGUCGGCAGGUGGCUUCGGCAAGUUUGUCAUCGUGGUCCUGUCACUGACGCUACUGGGCAACGCCGCAAGCACAAUGUACGCCAUCACGCUCAACUUCCAAGCCUUGGUGCCGUGGAUGGUCCGUGUGCCCCGCUACGUUUUUGCCCUGGUGGUCACGGCCAUUGCUAUCCCCGUUGCAGUACGGGCCGUCGCGUCAAACUUCUUUGGCAGUCUUGAGAACUUUAUCGCCCUCAUCGGCUACUGGUCUGCCUCGUAUGUGGGCAUCGCGGCCGUGGACCACAUCGUAUUUCGUCGCCAGUACCACGGUGAUAGUGGCCCCGUCCCCUACGAGGAGGCCUACGACCACCGUGUUUGGAGCGACACGUCAAGGCUGCCCAUUGGCGUUGCCGCGCUGGGCAGUGGUGUCUUGUCGUUUGGACUCGUGGUGCCUUGCAUGGAGCAGGUCUGGUGGACGGGACCUAUUGCGGAGACGACGGGGGACAUUGGCUUCGAGGUGGCCUUUAUGUUAAGCGCCUUGUUCUAUGUGCCGUUGCGCAAGUUGGAAAUUCGAUUGACAGGGAGGUGA
Geosmithia morbida is the source of this 1407-nucleotide messenger RNA. Its product is annotated as Purine-cytosine permease or related protein. Bases 1 to 1407 code for a protein of 468 amino acids. The record is from RefSeq and is a predicted model, not a curated record. Gene Ontology annotation, biological process: transmembrane transport. Gene Ontology annotation, molecular function: transmembrane transporter activity. Lineage: Eukaryota; Fungi; Ascomycota; Sordariomycetes; Hypocreales; Bionectriaceae. Gene Ontology annotation, cellular component: plasma membrane. The transcript has 4 exons.